CACAUCCAGUGAGCCAAACCAUGUUCCCGCGCGACCUCCCGCGACCUCCCGAUCUGCGGCAUGGGCCUGGCGUCCAGCUGCGAAUGCGAGUCCUGCGCUGCGCCGGUCGCGGGCUCCGAGAUCUUGGGCAAGGCGCUGAGCGCCUUUGCCGACGAGGAUCUGUCGAGUGAUUCCUCCCACGGCGCCUCGCCGGAUGCUUCGGAUGUGGCCAUGGCGACUUGGCCGCUGCCAACAGUCGCGCAGCUGCGGCGAGGUGGCGGUCCGGGCGGAGAUUGUCUGUCGGUGGACACAGAGGUCUUACGAACCGUCUCAUUGCGCUCUUCCCUUCGCCAAGCGGGGUGGCUUUGGCGGCUGCAGCCGCGCAAUUUAACGCACCGACAAUUGGAAGCGUUGUGGCCAAUGGCUAAGCCAGGAACUGGCUACGACAUGUUUCUAUCCCACACCUGGCACACACCGGGAGAGCGGAAGUUUUGGUCCCUGCUACUGGCCUUCAAUUGGCACCUUGGACUGCUGGGAUGCUUCGUUGGCGUCUCCGUGGCUUUGCUGCUCUACGCCAUGGAUGCGGUUCCCAUGCCGCUGAUCUACGUGGCGCAGUUCCAGGGAUUCGGGGAGGUGUGUCCUCUUGGCCCGUGGGCGCUGCUGCUGACGCCGCUUUGCGGAGCCUCGGCGCUGCUGCUGUCGCCGUAUUUGCCAAGACGGGGAUCUGACAACGUCUUUUUCGACCUGGCUUGCAUUAACCAGACGAACACCGAACUGAAGGAGAAAGGGAUCUAUGGCAUCGCCGGCUGGCUCUCAGUGACCGACGAGCUGCGAAUCCUUUGGAGUCCGCCCUACCUGUCAAGACUCUGGUGCGUGUUUGAACUCGCUGCUUACCGGAUGGCGAACCCGUCCGGCAGAAUCACAUUUCAGCCAAUCUUUGUGGAGACCCUGGUGCUGUCGUCUUUCUUUGGCAUUGCGGCUAUCCAAGGGACAUAUCUCGCAACUUUGCAGUUUCCAUCUGUGCAGGGGUUGGCCGGCGUUCAAGCUGUUGUAUGUUUCGGCAUCAUUCUUCCCUUAGUCCACAUUGUUCGUUCGUACAUGCGAGAGAAGCAUGCCGCCGUUUGGCAAUUGGAGAACUUUGAUCUGACGAUGGUGGACUGUGACGUCGACUUCGACCGGCGAUUUGUGUACGGCGCAAUUCGCAAGUGGUAUGGCAGCGAGGAGAACUUCGUAGGAUUCGUGCGGGGAACCCUCGCGCAGGAAUUGGAGAAGCGAAUCUAUGUGAUUCAGGUGCCCUGGGUCUAUCACUUGUUGACGGUAUGUCCCUACUUGGGAGGAUGGGUGGAUCUGGCAUGUGCCCUAUGGAAGGGCGGUGCUCCUUCUUCUUGCGUGCUAUCCUUUGGCAUUGGCAUGUGCUUAACAUGUGCUGUCUGGGCAACUGUGAGUGUAGAACUGGUGUACAUCCUCUCAGACUUCUUUGCUGCAAGAAAGAAGUCCCGCCUGGCAGACUUCAUGGUGGAUCUGGGCAUUCUUGUGGUUGUGGCCCUGGUGGUGCUGAUGCAAACCACCGCCAGCCGAGUGGCCUAUGGUGCCGCGCCCUUCUCAACACCACAAGCUGAUGAAUCCGCUUCUCAGGAUGCCUUUCUUUGUGUGAAUAGCAUCUGGGCUUCCACUACCUUGUUGGCGCUGGUGCUAGCGAUUGCAGUGCUGCUGUUCAGGCCAAGCCUGAGACAAAGGCUCUGCCGUCGGGCCAAACAUGCCUCGGGCCCCCGCCCCUGGGAGUAGACAAGGGA
This is a messenger RNA of Effrenium voratum, 1772 nucleotides long. Lineage: Eukaryota; Dinophyceae; Suessiales; Symbiodiniaceae. The record is from the annotation of a GenBank genome assembly.